Porites lobata is the source of this 546-nucleotide messenger RNA. The record is from the annotation of a GenBank genome assembly. NCBI's taxonomy places the organism in Eukaryota, Metazoa, Cnidaria, Anthozoa, Scleractinia, Poritidae.
GUCUUUUUUCUUGGAAAAGAUGUUGCAACUAUUCUUGGCUAUAGUAAUACAAAAGAAGCAUUAAAGAGACAUGUAUCAGAAGAAAACAAAAUGAUACGUUUUAUGUAAGUAAAUUGUAGGGGUCGUGAAACGCGACCUCAACAAAAUGACAACAGGGGAAAAUAUUAUACAAUAAUAAACGAGCCAGGAUUUUAUGAACUUGUAUUUGGUUCUAAAUUAGAGUUUGCUAAAAAGUUUCGCCAAUGGGUUUUUAAUACAGUUCUUCCAUCUAUAAGAAAAUUUGGCUAUUUUAAAAUGUUUGACAACCCAAAUAAUAAAAUGUUUAAGAUUGAAAAUGAAAUGGAUUUACACUGUAAAGUUGUUGAACUAAUUAGAAAUUUUUACCCAAAUGCUUUAUUGGUACCAGGACUUGGGGAAAACCAAGAUACACCAGAAAAAAGAAUUAACAGUUGGAAAAAAGGCUAUAUGCGAGGUCAACCAGAUCUAAUGAUUCUUAAUUAUCACAAAGAUUAUAAAGGUCUCUGUAUCGAAUUCAAAUCACCAACU